AUGGUUGCAACAAAAUUAGAGGUGUCCAUAAAGGGCCAGCCGACUCACAUCUGUAACCACUAUCACUGGGUUGACUGGCCAGAUCGUGGCGUACCUGAUGCGGACCUCUUUCCUGUUCAUUUGCUGGACAAGCUCAGGAGCUGCACAGGCCCGAUCAUCGUACAUUGCUCAGCCGGUAUCGGUCGCACAGGUUCCAUUGUGCUAAUUGAGCACGCCUUGGAACUGCUCAAUUCGGGCAAACCACUGCUGGAAAUCUCAAACUAUCUUGUAGAGUUACGUAAGCAAAGGAACAACAGUGUACAGACCGAACAUCAGUAUCUAUAUGUGCACCAGGUGCUAUUGUUGUAUCUGAAGAAGUCGAAGUACAUUAAUGACGACCUUAAUCCUUUAUUAGAGAAAUUUACGGAAGAAUAUAACGCUGCUACAAGAGGAUUCUAA
Molecule: messenger RNA, 438 nt
Organism: Angiostrongylus costaricensis
Lineage: Eukaryota; Metazoa; Nematoda; Chromadorea; Rhabditida; Metastrongylidae
Source: the annotation of a GenBank genome assembly